AUGACGAGGGCCCAAGUGGAAGAGCAUUUGGCAGAUGCUCGACUCCAGUCCAUCAUUCCGAAACUGGAUAGCUUGGGCGUGGACGAUGUGGAGGACUUGCUGAUCCUGGAAGACGGGGACGUGGACGCAGCGCAGCAGUUGAACAUGGUGGAGAAGCGCAAGCUAAAGAAUCUGCUGAAGACACUUCGGGGAGGCAGCCGCCGGCCGACAGACACUUCUUCGCCCCUCACGGAGCCUCCUUCCGCAGUGCCGACAAUGUGCAGCUCCCCGGUUUUCAGUGAUUCCGGCACCUGGGACCUGGCCGCCAGUCGAGAAUUUGAGAUGGACGACUCGUGGGUGGUGGCGGUGAAAAAUGCCGAUUUCACAGCUUCCAGCGACUUCAAAGCGGACAAGCCAGACAUCUUUGAGGUGCCGCAUUUCAAGGUCACCGGAGGCAUGGCGCAGUGGCAGGAAGUGAGGAAGCUGUACCACCGUCCCAUUCACUGGAGAAUGAGCCCAAAAAGUGGCUGGAGGUUCAUGACGAUGGAGCUUCCCGGUCCCACACAAAACGUCCCCUAUGCGCAAAGGUUUCAAGAGCUGCAAACGUCAGUUGAGCAGUACUGGAAGCUAGGUUUUCAGCACAGCGGAAGGAGCUACUACUUCGUGAGCUCGAGUAAGCCUGCUGAAUUUCCCCGCGGUCCGACGGCCUGGCUUGCAAGUCCCCCCGACGGUGGCGGCCCAGAUGAAAUCGGAGAGCUCAUGGGUUUUCCAGGCCGUCUCAGCCUCGAGGAGACGACAAAGGAGAUGCCGUACCCAGUAUUCCGGUUGAGAGCACGUGGCAAGCAGCUGUUCUCAAGCAUCAUCGCCACAAUUUCCGCGGCCGCUGUCGCGAUGCAACUUCAGAGAAGCUUCGAAGAAGAAGGUGUUCGAGACGAUGGAGCUGGUGAGGCAGAUCCUGCGAUCCUACAAGCCCUAGCUAUUGCUUCAAACACUCGCCAGGAGGAUUCCGGCCUUUCUCGGUCGAUCCCUGGCUCGGCGCAGAUCCGGUGUGGAGGUCUCAAGGGUAUGCUGCUGAGUUCGAAGCGCCUCGCAGCAACUGGCAGGGUGGAAGUUCCGGAGAACAUGCUGAAGUUCGGAGCCGCGCCGUUCGAUGAGGAGCAACUCUCGGUGGUGAGCUUCAGCCGAGUUCGACCCACCUCCCUGGGUUUGGAUGUCGUGCUACGUUUGGAAGCUUGUGGAUGCAAUGCUGAUACAUUCCUGAAGCAACACCAGCACUGCCUGAAAAAGAUCAGCGGAAUGAGGCGGGAAGACGUUUUCGGUCAGUUCUAUUUUGCCGAGUAUGAGAACGAUCCAGAGAUGGAGGCAGUGGGCGAGCACUCCGCAGAGCUCACAAGCAGGCACUACAUAGGAACCUUCCUGGAAAUGUUGAUCGCCGGGUAUGACCCAGAGCAGCAUCCAUUGCUGGAGGUUAUCUUGCGCCAGAAGGAGGCAGCCUUGAAAAGAGCGAAGAAGCAGGUGCACAUUCGAGGUUGCUGGUCUGCGCGCGGUCACCCUGAGCCUCGAGAAUCUGAUGCAGAUUGCGAGAGCCCAUUGCUAAGAGACAAUGAAGUCUUCUUGAUGGUGCCCUGUGACGCGGAGGAGACUGGCUGGAAGGCGUUGACCGGCCCAGUGAUUGUCAACUACCUCUCGGACCGAGAUCCUUACGCACUGAGGUUGGCUGUGGCAAAGGACUCGCCAGCUUUGCGCGCCAAGUGCGAGCCCGGCAUACUCUUCUUCUCCAGGGUGGGAUGUCCACUCCAGAAGAACCUCUCGUGGGACUUCGACGGUGACUAUUUCCAGAUAAUCACAGACGAAGAGAUCGUGAACUGUUUCUCAGGCAGCACAUUGCCGAUGCCGGAGCCUGAGUACGAGGACGAUGAUCUCAAAGACAUGCCUGUGAGCAGCUGGGUGGAUGUAAACGCAAACUUCUUGUCCGAGUACCCUCAGAGGGACCGCAUGGGCCUUCUGCAUUACCACUGGCAGCUGAUGGCGGGAAAAGGGCCGAAGGCAGCUUGUUCCCCAGAGGCGAGGCAGGUGGCAUCGGCAUAUGCAAAGUCUUUGGAUGUGGAAAAGGGCAAGCGAUGCCCCAAGCACCCGCCAUUCGAACAUGCCAGAAAAUGGGACUUCAUGAAUGGUGGAGACCUCGACAAUCCCUCCCCGACAGCGGCCGGCUUCUGUUUUCGUGCUGCUAUCAGAGCCGAAGAGGAGUUCAAAGCCGUGAGGGACCGAGCACGGAGCACUGGGAAGGAUCCUGACCUUGACAAGGCUUGGCAGCUGAUGGAGCAGGAGCUUGGGCAGAAGCUGUGCCAACAGGUCAAGGAUUUCGCAAAUACUGUGCGUGGGGAGUUCAUCGAACGAGUCAAGGCCGAGUGCAACAAGGCAGAGCGCACGGCGCGCGAAAAGCAUCCUAACUCUUCCGGUGAAAUCGUCUUCAAGGACGAGUGGAUCAGGGAACUACGUGCCCGGACGCAGGAAAAGGCCGAGAAGCUCGUCGGCCAGCAGAAGAUCGGUUUGACGCAAGUUGCAUUGGCAGGAUGGCAUCUCAAGUACGUGGAUCAAAAGGUUUGUGAGCGAGAUGCAGAUCCAGACCCAAGCUUUCCAUGGACGUUGUUCAGGCAAGAGCUAACGGCACUCAAGGAGCACUAUCAGCCAUGUCCCAUGGCCGAGCUUCGUCGAAACCAUGGCUGCUUUCGGCGGCUCCAAAGGGGUGCAGCCCAAGAGCAUGAGGAGAAGGUGUGGCAGGCCGUUGCCGGCUUGAAAUUCAACAUGAAGUGCAAGGAAUGCUCCCGGGAUAGAGAGAUGCUUUUGGACAGGCUCACGUCUCACGGCAGCUUCUCUGAAAUUGCCGCAGCAGUCAAAGAAGUUUCAGGACGUGGAGAGCUGAUCAGGGUUGGUAUUGAUGAUCUUCGGUAUUGCAAAGAUUCCAUAUCCGAUGUAUUCGACCAUGGUCUGAACGCUGGCAUGAAGCUCCGUGAGUUGGUUCAAAAGCUGCUGAUGGAGGGAACUCCAAGCGACUUGGAACUGACGGCUGUCAAAUUUCACGGGCAUCUCUACGUGAUCGAGGGGAACAAGCGGUUAUGGUGCCUGAAGGAAGCACAGAAGGGAAUGAAGGGGAAGCUUAAAGUGUCGGUGCGAGUGCCAGAUCUCUAUCUGGGCUUUGUUCAGCGCCAAGAGCACAAGGAGCCUGUGCUGCCGUACUUUCUGCAGAGAUUCUGCCCCCGCUCGGGGGGUCGAGACAUUCUCCUGCAGCACGAACAGCAGCAUUCCACCGAACUAUGCGACAUGGCACAGGCAGCUUUGUGCACCUGUGCUCCCAAAGUCAACGAGCAGGCAGACAUCCAGGAAGCCGGCUGCAAGAUUCUUGGAUGCGGAAAGUACAAGGGCUGUACCUAUGGUGAAGCUUGCCAGGACAAAAGUUACCGGAACUGGGUGAUGCAGAGCAUUGGCGACACAAGCAGUCCAGAAAUGCAGGACCUCAAGCGCUACAUGCGUCGUGAGUCGAAUGCUGAGCAGCCACAUGCUACAUCAUCCCGGUCCAGUGUUCACGUGGUCAAAGAGCAGGCAUACAUCCAGGAACUUGGCAGCAAGAUUCUUGGAUGCGGAAAGUACAAGGGCCGCACCUAUGCCGAUGCUUGCAAGGACACGGGUUACCGGAACUGGGUGAUGCAGAGCAUUGGCGACACAAGCAGUCCAGAAAUGCAGGAACUCAAGCGCUACAUGCGUCGUGAGCCGAAUGCAGAGCAGCCACAUGCUACGUCAUCCCGGUACAGUGUUCCCGUGGUCAAAGAGCAGGCAGACAUCCAGGAACUUGGCAGCAAGAUUCUUGGAUGCGGAAAGCACAAGGGCCACACCUAUGCCGAUGCUUGCAAGGACACGGGUUACCGGAACUGGGUGAUGCAGAACAUUGGCGACACAAGCAGUCCAGAAAUGCAGGAACUCAAGCGCUACAUGCGUCGUGAGUCGAAUGCUGAGCAGCCACAUGCUACAUCAUCCCGGUCCAGUGUUCCCAUGGUCAAAGAGCAGGCAGACAUCCAGGAACUUGGCAGCAAGAUUCUUGGAUGCGGAAAGCACAAGGGCCGCACCUAUGCCGAUGCUUGCAAGGACACGGGUUACGGGAACUGGGUGAUGCAGAACAUCGGCGACACCAGCAGUCCAGAAAUGCAGGAACUCAAGCGCUACAUGCGUCGUGAGUCGAAAGCAGAGCAGCCACAUGCUACAUCAUCCCGGUCCAGUGUUACCGUGGUCAAAGAGCAGGCAGACAUCCAGGAACUUGGCAGCAAGAUUCUUGGAUGCGGAAAGUACAAAGGCCGCACCUAUGGCGACGCUUGCCAGGACACCGGCUACCGGAACUGGGUGAUGCAGAACAUCCGCGACACAAGCAGUCCAGAAAUGCGGGCGCUGAAGGCAUACUGCGUACUCUCCUUGGCGAAUUGA
This is a messenger RNA of Symbiodinium sp. CCMP2592, 4452 nucleotides long. Lineage: Eukaryota; Dinophyceae; Suessiales; Symbiodiniaceae. The record is from the annotation of a GenBank genome assembly.